Macadamia integrifolia is the source of this 693-nucleotide messenger RNA. Its product is annotated as 21 kDa protein-like. Gene Ontology annotation, biological process: negative regulation of catalytic activity. The transcript has a single exon. Gene Ontology annotation, molecular function: enzyme inhibitor activity. The record is from RefSeq and is a predicted model, not a curated record. Lineage: Eukaryota; Viridiplantae; Streptophyta; Magnoliopsida; Proteales; Proteaceae. Bases 1 to 693 code for a protein of 230 amino acids.
AUGGAGAUGAAGAAAGGCUUUACAUCUCCACCUUAUUCCUGCAAUGCUUUAAUGGCAGCCGCCAUUAUUGUUUCUCUUUUGGUCCUGAUGAGCUCAAACAUGAAGACCUGCUCAGCGGCGCCGGCUACCGCGACCACCACCAGCUCCAUCAACACCGACUGUAACUGUAAGACCAACUUCAUCCGGUCUGGCUGUGCAUCCACUACGUACCCCAAACUAUGUUAUACUUCUCUCUCUCCCUACGCAAGCUACGUAGGAACAAACCGCACAAGACUGGCCAUAGUUGCCCUGAAAGUAAGCUUGAGUGCUACUCGUAACUCAUCGGCCUUGGUCAAAAAAGUGUCACGGAGACAUGAUUUGAUGGCCAAUGAGACGGCUGCCAUUAAAGACUGUGUGGAGACCGUUGGAGAUGCGAAGGAUGAGUUGAAGCAGUCUCUGCAGGAGAUGAACAAUUUGAGUGGUAGUGAUUUUGAAUACACGAUAAGUAGUAUAGAGGCUUGGGUCAGUGCAGCACUGACGGAUGAUGCAACCUGCACGGAUGGAUUGAAUGGGUUUAAUGGGAAGGUGGAGAAGAGGAUCUUGAAGAGUGUGACGCUUGCUGCGGAGUUGACUAGUAAUGCUUUGGCAAUCAUUGAAAGCAUCACAUCGAUCUACAGUUCCAAUUCUAAAGGGACAGUAACCUCAUCACCAUAG